Messenger RNA from Phoenix dactylifera (date palm), 654 nucleotides. The record is from RefSeq and is a predicted model, not a curated record. NCBI's taxonomy places the organism in Eukaryota, Viridiplantae, Streptophyta, Magnoliopsida, Arecales, Arecaceae.
GCUAGUGCUCGUUCACAUUAUCCUAUUAUCUUCGCCACAGGUAACAAAAUGCACCGAGGAAAACGAUUCAGAGAUGUGGAGUUCCAGCAGUCUCAGGUGGGAUCUUCUUCUGCUCAGUCCAUGCGAUCCCAGCAGCCCCAGCAGCACGAGUCCGAGUCUCAGCAUGAGUUCCAGUCUCAGCAACAUCCAGGCCAGGAGGUUAUGGAUGACUUGCAUAUCCAAGAUGAACAAGUGAGAGUGAGGUUGACACGGGGUUCCUCUCGAGCACGGGAUGUGUGGCAGCUUCGUGAGGAUGAGAAGAUGGUCGUCGAAUGCAACGAACUAGGGCAGCCCAUCAAGAGGGCUGGAAGCGUUUUAUCAAGUUUCUUAGGAUCAGUUGCGCGUAGGGGUCAGUUGUGUCCGCUCAACUAUCAUAAGUGGAAUGAUAUGCUUCCUUCUUAUAAAGUUGAGCUUCUUAAAUUUGUACAGAAAAAGUUUGUGCUCCCUCCAGAGAGCCAUGAUUGGGUGCUAAAGUCCCUCAACCGCAAAUGGAAAGAAUAUAAGUCGAAGUUGAAGGCCGACUGGAAGCGCGAGGGUAUGACAGAGGAGGAGGUUGCUCGUGUUUGUCCUCCUGGUGUAUACCAUCAUCAGUGGAGGGAGCUUGUUCACUAUUGA